Messenger RNA from Molossus molossus (Pallas's mastiff bat), 2202 nucleotides. Its product is annotated as cytochrome P450 2S1. Gene Ontology annotation, molecular function: iron ion binding; heme binding; oxidoreductase activity, acting on paired donors, with incorporation or reduction of molecular oxygen, reduced flavin or flavoprotein as one donor, and incorporation of one atom of oxygen. The record is from RefSeq and is a predicted model, not a curated record. The transcript is spliced from 9 exons. Gene Ontology annotation, cellular component: cytoplasm; intracellular membrane-bounded organelle. The coding region runs from base 1 to 1488 and encodes 495 amino acids. Gene Ontology annotation, biological process: xenobiotic metabolic process. NCBI's taxonomy places the organism in Eukaryota, Metazoa, Chordata, Mammalia, Chiroptera, Molossidae.
AUGGAGGCGGCCGGCACCUGGGCGCUGCUGCUGGUGCUGCUGCUGCUCCUGGGGCUGCUGCUGACGCUGCCCGGGCCCCGCACCCGAGGCCACCUGCCCCCCGGGCCCGCGCCGCUGCCGCUGCUGGGGAACCUCCUGCAGCUCCGGCCUGGGGCGCUGUACUUGGGGCUCCGGAGGCUGAGUAAGAAGUUCGGACCAGUGUUCACCGUGCACCUGGGACCCUGGCGGCGCGUGGUGGUCCUGGUUGGCCACAAGGCUGUGCAGGAGGCCCUGGGAGGUCAGGCUGAGGAGUUCAGUGGGCGGGGGACGCUGGCAACGCUGGACCCCACCUUUGACGGCCAUGGGGUUUUCUUCUCCAAUGGGGAGCGGUGGAGGCAGCUGAGGAAGUUCACCACGCUCACGCUGCGGGACCUGGGCAUGGGCAAGCGAGAAGGCGAGGAGCUGAUCCAGGCGGAGGCCCGGUGUCUGGUGGAGGCCUUCCAGGCAACAGAAGGACAGCCAUUUGACCCCUCCCUGCUGCUGGCUCAGGCCACCUCCAAUGUCGUCUGCUCCCUCACUGUGGGCCUCCGUUUCCCCUACGAGGAUGAGGAGUUCCAGGCUGUGGUCCGGGCUGCUGGGGGCAUCCUGCUGGGGAUCAGCUCCCCAUGGGGCCAGACCUACGAGAUGUUCUCCUGGCUCCUGCAGCCCCUUCCGGGCGCCCGCACCCAGCUCCUCGGCCACGUGAACACCCUGGCCACCUUCGCCAUUGAGCAGGUGCAGCGGCGCCAGGGGAGUCUGGACACCUCAGGCCCUGCACGCAGUGUUGUGGAUGCCUUCCUGCUGAAGAUGGCGAAGGAGGAACAUGAUCCAGUCACAGAAUUCACUGACAAGAACUUGCUGAUGACGGUCAUUUACCUGCUGUUCGCUGGGACGGUGACGGUCAGCGCCACGGUCCGCUACACCCUCCUGCUCCUGCUGAAAUACCCACAGGUCCAAGAGCGCGUACAGGAGGAGCUGAAGAGGGAGCUGGGGCCUGGCCGGGCGCCCAGCCUGGGGGACCGAGUUCGCCUCCCUUACACGGACGCUGUUCUGCAUGAGGCGCAGCGGCUGCUGGCGCUGGUGCCAAUGGGGAUACCCCGCGCUCUCACGAGGACCACCUGCUUCCGAGGGUACACCCUGCCCCAGGGCACUGAGGUCUUCCCCCUCCUGGGCUCUGUCCUGCAUGACCCUGAGGUCUUCGAGCAGCCAGAGGAGUUCAACCCCGACCGGUUCCUGGACGCAGACGGAAGGUUCAAGAAGCAAGAGGCAUUCCUGCCCUUUUCCUUAGGUAAGCGCGUCUGCCUCGGCGAGGGCCUGGCUCGAGCUGAGCUGUUUCUCCUCGUCACCACCAUCCUGCAGGCCUUCUCCCUGGAGAGCCCGUGCCCGCCGGGUGCCCUGGGCCUCCGCCCAGCUGUCAGUGGCCUUUUCAACAUCCCCCCAACCUUCCAGCUGCGACUUCGGCCCCGCUGAUCUCCCCCCGCCCCCGUGUGGACCAGACGAAGGCGGGGGCAUUGGGAGGUGGCAGCCUCGACCUGAGAGUCAGUCACAUAGAUACUCGUCCACAGGCCACACUCACUGGCGCACACAGCUGUUGAGACACGAAACCACAUACCCAUACACAACCACCGACCAACUCAGCCACACAAGCUUUUUAUAGACAUCAACUUAGUUUGGAAUCACAACCUCAUGCCCAGAUAACCCACCAACUUGCAUACAACGUAACUCCCCUGGGUUCCCAACCACGUGCAGGAGUUCAGCUGCCACGGAACCAGCCACUGCAUCCGUGGCCCACACGCCCUCUUCACUCAUCCAACUUAACAGGAGCACCGUCUCCGGGAGCAUGGUGCAGAGAGCAUGCAGCUCUCUGGGUCGUGUCACUUCGCAGAGAGACUGUCCUCAGCCCUCUCUCCAGGCACAUGACUGGCACCAGCCACACGCCCCCAACCACUGAGCAACACAGCCAGCCCACAUGACCACGUUCUGACUCCCAGAUAUGUUUCCACUGAGACAGAGUCACAGCCCAGCCUCCUCCACACCGUCAGCCUUCAAGGACACCCCUUGCCAAGCACGCCAAUCCCCAAAGUCUCCCAAAUACAGAUAUACCCCCCCCAUUGAGCAGGUGUGCACACAGGCCCAGUAACCAAGUAAAUUAGAAUGCUCGAGGACCCCCCAACCAGAGGACUC